CUCUCCCUCUCUACCUCAAUCUGUAUUUCCUCAGCUUUCAAUCUUUUUCCCCCGAUCUCAAACACAAUGAAUUCAGAUUCCCCUUCCCCUUCCCCUAUAUAUACAACAGCUAUUCAUAUCGCGAGCACAAGACUCACAUUCCCCAAAUUUCCCCCUCUCACCCCCCAAUCCCAUGCUCCUUCCAAUCACCAUCUUCCUCAUCGCAAUCCUCCUAAUUCCCCACUUCCCUUCCUUUUCCUGCUUCCUUCUUUAUUAUUCAAAUCAAGCUGCGAUCUUGAGUUUUCUUGAUCACAAUAGAGAGACAUGGAAUCGUCAGGGAAAUCAUUUGCUGAUGCAUUAAAGAUGGUGAUGGAGAGAUCCUCACCUGAGGAGUUGAUCAAGUGGAUCCCCUCGGAAGAAAGCGUUGCUGCACGAUUUGUUCCUUCGCUGAUGAUUCUAACAUUGAAUGCUCUCGCCGUAUGUCCCAACGAAAUCACGUCGCUCGAAAAUGUUCCAGAUAACCUCCGUCUAAGGCUGAUUAACAGAAUGUGCGAUAGAAGCACAAUGAACGCGGCUGUUUUGAGGCUUCUUGUGGAAAGAUCUCCAACUGAGAUACGCCUCAAGAAUUGCUCGUGGCUCACUCAAGAGCAGUUUCAUGACACAAUUGGGAACUGUGACACAACAAAGUUGCAGGUCAAUUUUAUCACUUCAUCGUCAGCAUUGUUGGUAGUGUGGCUGAAUUGAUUGUAACUAAUAGACAGAAUAGUGAUUAGAUUAGUUUGAGAGAUUGAUUUGUAUUGUGGUUUGGUUCUUGGUUGUUCUUGAGAGAGAGUGAGAGAGAUUGAUUUGUAUUGUGGUUUGGUUCUUGUGAAUGUAGAUCCUUCUGUGAUCGAACCAUGUAAUCUUUGGUUAAUCUUUGUAUCCUAACAAGCUUUGUGUUAAUGAUACUUCCAUCCUCAUCCUCAUCAUAUAUUCUCUUUAGGACUUAAUACGUCAUGAUUGUUACCUCUGCGGGUGUGGCUUGUGAUAGGUGAUGAAUUGAACAUACUACCUCUGUAAUUCAAGUGCUUACAUUAUGCCUCCUCUGGUAAUGCCAGAAACUUAGGGAGUAAUUCACCUAAAUACAGUUAUGGACUCUGGAAUAUGAUCACCAAUGGUUUAUGUAUAUCUACGCCUUACCAAUAUUGAAUUGAAAGAUAUGCUCGAUG
Molecule: messenger RNA, 1187 nt
Organism: Salvia hispanica
Lineage: Eukaryota; Viridiplantae; Streptophyta; Magnoliopsida; Lamiales; Lamiaceae
Source: RefSeq, a predicted model, not a curated record